CCAGAGUACAAGAUGGAUGUUCAAGCACACAUUCCAGUAGCACUUUGUGCUUUGCACAAUUUCAUUCAUAGAUACAACCCUACUAUGUUUGAUGAAGAUUAUGAUAAAGAUAUUUUAGGGCAUAAGGUCAAAGAAGGCGCAGCUGAGCUGAAUGAGCUGGGGAAUGGACCAGCAAAUACUUGGGAGAGGUGGAGAGUGGAUCUUUGUCAUGAUACUAUUGCUAGGGCUAUGUGA
Molecule: messenger RNA, 234 nt
Organism: Suillus subaureus
Lineage: Eukaryota; Fungi; Basidiomycota; Agaricomycetes; Boletales; Suillaceae
Exons: 1
Source: RefSeq, a predicted model, not a curated record